CGGCUCCACGUUUUCACCCGCAGAAUCUCCUCGCCCACUCUUCUCGUGCACCAGCCUCACUCGUGAAAGUCGCCAUUCCAUCGUUAACCCAUCCUUUCACUCUCACUCUUCCUCUUAACUCUUCCUCGCCUCGUCCGCCUUCACCGUUGCCACGCCCCGAUUGUAUAUAUUGAUUGCUUUGCUUUGCUUUCCACGCGCUCAAAUCCGUCGCACUCCACAACGCGAAAGCCCUCUUCCGAAGUCCCUUUAACCCCGACCUUGCCUGCACUCGACCCCAGAAAACCGAACACGCAACGCAAUUUAUGUCAUAUUUGUUCCGCUACCUAGGAUCUAUUUGGGAGGCUUGAAUCGCAUGGAGCCAUGACUUUGAGCUGUCUGUGGUAAAUGUCGCCGCUAGUACAUACGCAUUCAAGGCGCAUCGACAAAGUCCAGGAUUACGCAUAAAAGUUUGGAGCCCUUGAGCAGCGCCAUAUCAUGUCCUCGAGUCGACCGGAUAUACAUUCCCAAGUGCGAGGAUCUUCGGAUUUUCAGACAGCUGGGGGCGAUGCUGCGACGUCGAUGCAUCCUGAGCACCUCGAAAUAGGCCAGUUCAUGAUGGAUAAUAACCAACAUGCACAGAAUCCGUCUCUCAUGCAUACUUCACCACCAUCCCUCGACGUUAUAGGCAAUUCCCAAUUUGCAGACUUCUCUUUCUCUUACCAUGGUGUUCCGGAACACGAUCUGCAGGGUGAGAGUACACUUGAGAAUGCGUCAGAUCCAUAUAAUCUUUCGGGGCAAGGGCCAGCUUCAGAUCAUCGAAGUUCAAUAACAUCGAUGCCAGCAGCCGCUCGGGCAAACUUUAGUGGCGCUGUUGCAGGAGGGCAAACUGGAAACGCCAGUGCCAGUGGUGGAUCGGAAGAAGCUAGCCCUGCCAGCAACCGUGCCGGUGGAUUAGAUGGCGGAUAUGGUGAUGAUUUUGGCCUCAAUAGCGCCGCACCUGUUGAUGGAAGCGAUCUAGGAGCCCGAACGAAGGAGGAGAAAAGUGAUCCAAAUCCGCCAUGGAGCGAGUUGAAAACCAAAGCUGGCAAAGAGCGAAAGAGGCUACCGUUGGCAUGUAUUGCAUGCCGGAGGAAAAAGAUUCGAUGCUCGGGCGAGAAGCCCGCUUGCAAACAUUGUCUUCGAUCUCGAAUACCGUGUGUUUAUAAGGUCACCACGCGGAAAGCUGCUCCCCGCACGGAUUACAUGGCGAUGCUGGACAAAAGAUUGAAAAGGAUGGAGGAGCGCAUCAUCAAGAUAGUGCCCAAAGAGGAGCAAGAUAGCACGGUUCUGGUUACGAGAGCUACGGUGAAGCCAGCGAUCCCAGGAACAAUACCCGUCCGAAACUCAACUGGCAAGAAACGUGGUGCAGACGAAGCCUUUGGUCCAGAACUUGAUAACUGGUCGAAAUCUGCCUCAGCAUCAAUCCUGGGUACUAACCCGAAGCCCUCAUCUUUGAUGAUACAGGAAACACAGGAGAGCGAACUGUUGUCGGAAGGCGCUGAAGCCUUACCAUCUAAGGAUAUUCAAGAACAUUUGUCAGAGAUCUUCUUCGAGAAUUUGUACGGCCAGACUUACCAUUUACUGCACAAGCCUAGCUUUAUGAGGAAGUUAAAAGCCGGAACUCUACCCCCAGUUUUAAUCCUUGCAGUUUGCGCCAUAUCCGCACGCUUCUCAACACACCCAAAACUCAAUACAACACCAGCAUUCCUAAGAGGCGAAGACUGGGCCUCCGAGGCUCGAAGUAUUGUUAUGAGACGAUACGAGUGGCCAAACAUCACGAUACUGACAUGUCUACUCAUCCUUGGAUUACAUGAGUUCGGGACAUGUCAAGGUGGGAGAAGCUGGUCAUUUGGUGGGCAGGCGAUCCGAAUGGCAUUUGCCUUACAACUGCACAAAGACCUCGAUCAUGACCCCCAGAAACGCAACGAUUCCACUCCUUUGAGUUUCAUCGACCGUGAGAUUCGACGAAGGACCAUGUGGGCUUGUUUCCUCAUGGAUAGAUUCAAUUCUUCUGGGACUGACCGGCCGACGUUCAUUAAUCCAGACCAACUGAAAAUUCCACUUCCUAUCAAAGAGAAAUACUUCCAGCUUGAUAUGCCUGGACCAACAGAAUCACUAAAUGGCGAAGUGUUGCAGCCUGUUUCUCCCGGCGCCGGACAACUCUCCAACCCGAAGGAAAAUAUGGGAGUUGCAGCUCACAUGAUCCGAUCAAUUGCCUUGUGGGGUCGUAUCAUCAACUACCUGAACCUAGGGGGCAAGGAGGACGACGUGCACCCAAUGUGGCAUCCCAAUUCAGGGUAUGCUAAUCUCAUGAAGCAAACCGAAGAAUUCAUUUCGACGCUGCCAGAAUCGUUACAAUACAACCAAGAAAACUUGCACUGCCACGAAACAGAAGGAUUGGCCAACCAAUUCCUCUUCCUUCACGUCUCAAUCCAGCAAAAUAUUCUAUUCAUGAACCGUUUUGCUGUACCCGGACAUACUGGCAGCCGAGCAUCUCAGGAUGUGCCGAAAGAUUUCGUCACUAAAGCUGGAGCGAAGGCAUUUGAAGCAGCGAAUAGGAUAUCGGAGCUCCUGCGUGAUGGGGAAUCUUAUUUCAUCACCGCACCAUUCACAGGGUAUUGCGCUUUCUUGUCGAGCACAGUCCAUGUGUUUGGCGUCUUCUCCAACAAUGCUGCCAUGGAGGCGGCAUCUAAGAAGAACCUUGCGACAAACAUCAAAUACUUAGCGAAGAUGAAGAGAUACUGGGGAAUGUUCCAUUUCAUGUCAGAGAAUCUCAAAGAUCAGUACAGAGCAUACGCGGAUGCUUCAAGACAAGGUGCUUCCACUAGUUGUAAGCAAUCCUCGGCACAAAUCUUCCAAUAUGGGGACUGGUUCGAUCGAUACCCUCAUGGCGUGUCGCAAUCCGACUUCGAGGAUCCAGCUGUUGGGAUUAAAGUAGAGAAGGGCGAUGACGCAGUGUUGGAGCAGAAAUCUGAUUACCACACCGUGGAAGAGUUCUUUCAUACUCUCUCGCCUCUGCAGCCAUUCCCUCAUGAUAUGGCCAAGGCAGCGAAACGGAAACCGAAGGGAAACCUACCUCAACGACGAGAGCAACUCGAUUCUGUAAACACGAGCAUAUCUGACAUGGGUUCUGAUCCGACCCUGCAGAUGCAAAAUAAUCACCAGAUCCCCCCAGGCUACAAUCAAAUGAGCCCCACGACACCUGUAAAUAUGUACAACCAAGCUCCUUACUAUGGGCAACCUAUUUUAUUACCUCCACACCAACAAGGAAUCCUUCCACAGCUCGACCGUCAACUGGUAUUCGGCGCUUACGCUGGGAUGGACCCCUCUCAGGGGUUGCUGGAUGUGACUAGUGGAUGGGAUAUCCCAAUGAAUGGAAUGAACGCAUUCGUGCCAGAAGUCAGCAGCGCGUGGAUGAUGCCUUUCAAUAUGGAACCUCCGGAAAUCGGUCAGGAGUCGGACGUCUUUAAUACUCUGGAUAGUGCAGCUGCAAGUUAUGGGAUUGGGAUGAACGGAAACGGUAUGGGUGGGAGUUGAGAGCUUUGUUAUACUGUAUAGGUGAAUUGGGUGGCGAGGUAUGUAGGUAGGUGUUCAGGGCGGGGGCAUCCAGGGAAUACUGCGCUGUACAAUAAUCUAGCAUGGCUUUGAUCUGCGAUGAACGUGUAAUGAUCAUGUAGUGGACGAACGCCGUCUUAACACCUUGAAAUGGCAUC
This is a messenger RNA of Amorphotheca resinae ATCC 22711, 3731 nucleotides long. RefSeq lists its product as hypothetical. NCBI's taxonomy places the organism in Eukaryota, Fungi, Ascomycota, Leotiomycetes, Helotiales, Amorphothecaceae. Gene Ontology annotation, molecular function: DNA-binding transcription factor activity, RNA polymerase II-specific; DNA binding; zinc ion binding. Bases 475 to 3555 code for a protein of 1026 amino acids. Gene Ontology annotation, cellular component: nucleus. The record is from RefSeq and is a predicted model, not a curated record. The transcript is spliced from 2 exons. Gene Ontology annotation, biological process: regulation of DNA-templated transcription; DNA-templated transcription.